AUGCAGGGUCUUCUGGAGAAGCAGAGAUUGCCUCUGCUCCUUGUCUCAGGAUAUAGGGAGCAUCAUUCCUAUUUCUGCGGAUGAAGCAGCCUCACAGCUGGGGGAAGCAGCAGAUACACUCAGGCAUCUGUCACUGUGUGUCUGUUCAAGGAAGCAGAGUUUGAGGAGAGAAUUCCUGGAUUUAACAUGAGCCACUGUGAACCUUAUGUGACAAGGAAUAAUAACUGUCCCAUCACAGCGGUCAGGAAUGAGAGUCAGGAUUACUUGUUUAUGGAGACUGAGGAUGGAGAAGAGAACUCCUUACACCACUAUGGAUAUUAUCCUACACGGGCCCCGGAAAACAGAUUGUGUCAUCGACGGCAAACACUACUACGGGAAAAGGGUAGAAGACAAGCCAACCGGGGACCAGCUUAUAUGUUCAGUGACCGCUCCACUAACCUUUCAGCUAACGAAGAACGGUUUUUGGACGCGGCGGAGUACGGGAACAUCCCUGUGGUCCGGAAAAUGGUGGAGGAAUGUCACUCUUUAAAUGUGAAUUGUGUGGACUACAUGGGGCAAAAUGCCUUGCAACUAGCCGUUGCUAAUGAGCACUUGGAAAUUACAGAGCUUCUGCUUAAGAAAGAGAACUUAGCGCGGGUAGGCGAUGCAUUGCUCCUGGCGAUCAGCAAAGGGUAUGUACGGAUAGUGGAAGCCAUUCUUGGCCACCCGUCCUUUGCCGAAGGGAAGCGCCUCACCACAAGCCCUAGUCAGUCGGAAUUCCAACAGGAUGACUUCUACGCCUACGAUGAGGACGGGACAAGAUUCUCCCAAGAUAUCACGCCUAUUAUUUUGGCCGCUCACUGUCAGGAAUAUGAAAUAGUCCAUACGCUUCUUAGGAAAGGAGCCCGAAUUGAGAGGCCUCACAAUUAUUUUUGUAAAUGCAGCGAAUGUAAUGAAAAACAAAAGCACGACUCCUUCAGCCACUCCAGGUCAAGAAUCAAUGCAUAUAAAGGACUUGCCAGCCCAGCUUAUCUAUCAUUAUCCAGCGAAGACCCAGUAAUGACAGCCUUAGAGCUCAGUAAUGAGUUGGCUCUUCUAGCAAACAUUGAAAAAGAAUUCAAGAAUGACUACAAAAAAUUGUCUAUGCAAUGCAAGGACUUUGUUGUUGGACUUCUAGAUUUGUGCAGAAACACAGAGGAGGUGGAAGCGAUUUUAAAUGGCGACGUAGACGCGAACCUCAGCACCGCAGAUGCUAACGGCCGGCCGAGCCUCUGUCGCUUAAAGCUCGCUAUUAAGUAUGAAGUUAAAAAGUUUGUAGCUCAUCCAAACUGUCAGCAGCAACUUCUAUCCAUCUGGUAUGAGAAUAUAUCAGGCUUGCGGCAGCAGACUACUGCAGUCAAAUUUCUGGUGGUUUUGGCUGUUGCGGUUGGGUUGCCAUUUCUCGCUAUGGUUUACUGGAUUGCCCCUUGCAGUAAGCUGGGUAAAAUAAUGCGUGGCCCUUUCAUGAAGUUUGUAGCCCAUGCGGCCUCGUUUACUAUUUUCCUUGGCCUGCUAGUGAUGAAUGCAGCCGACAGAUUCGAAGGCACCAAAAUUCUUCCUAACGAGAGUAUCACAGAUCACGCCAAGCAGCUGUUCAGGAUGAAAACGUCCUGCUUCUCCUGGAUGGAAUUGCUCAUUAUUUCCUGGGUAAUAGGUAUGAUCUGGUCAGAGUGUAAGGAGAUCUGGUCGCAAGGGCCGCGGGAAUACAUUUUUGAGCUGUGGAAUAUCCUGGAUUUCGGAAUGCUGGCAAUCUUUGCUGCUUCGUUCAUUGCCAGGUUCAUGGCCUUCUGGCACGCCUCCCGGGCACAGAACUUUGUUGAUGAUGAUGAGAACAUUAAGGACUUGACGAGUGCCACGCUGCCUCCUGAAAUAAAAUACUACACUUUUGCCAGAAUAAAAUGGCUGUCAUCAGACCCACAGAUUAUAUCAGAAGGCCUCUACGCAAUUGCUGUGGUUCUCAGUUUCUCCAGGAUUGCUUAUAUUCUACCGGCAAACGAAAGUUUUGGACCUCUGCAGAUAUCACUAGGAAGGACUGUAAAAGAUAUCUUCAAGUUUAUGGUGAUAUUUAUCAUGGUGUUUGUGGCCUUUAUGAUUGGAAUGUUUAAUCUGUACUCCUACUAUCUUGGAGCUAAACAAAAUGAUGCCUUUACCACUGUUGAAGAGAGUUUUAAGACUUUGUUCUGGGCCAUUUUUGGACUUUCUGAAGUGAAAUCAGUUGUCAUCAACUAUGGACACAAAUUUAUAGAAAAUAUUGGUUAUGUCCUAUAUGGAGUAUACAAUGUCACCAUGGUGAUCGUUCUAUUAAAUAUGCUGAUUGCAAUGAUCAACAACAGCUUCCAAGAGAUAGAGGAUGACUCUGAUGUGGAGUGGAAGUUUGCCAGGGCCAAGCUGUGGUUCUCUUACUUUGAAGAGGGGCGUACCCUCCCCGUUCCGUUCAACUUGGUUCCAAGUCCCAAAUCGUUCCUCUACAUCGCUCUAAUGAUUAAGUCUUUUCUUCAUAAAAUGUUCUCCUGCCACUCAAAAAGCUUACAGGAUGACUCUGAGAUGAACAAGCUGGGUCAUAGUAAGCACUCCAGCAUUAGGAGUUCUGAGGACGGCAACUUGAAUAACAUAAGUCACCCAUCCACAAAGUACCAGAAAAUAAUGAAGCGUCUUAUUAAACGUUAUGUGCUGAAGGCUCAGGUUGACAAGGAGAGUGAUGAAGUCAAUGAAGGGGAACUGAAGGAGAUUAAGCAGGACAUUUCCAGCCUCCGCUAUGAGCUCCUUGAAGAGAAAUCGCACAACACAGAGGACCUUGCGGAACUCAUCCGGAAGCUCGGAGAGAGGUUAUCCAUUGAGCCUAAACAACAGUAGAACAACAAAUGACGUGCGUGAUGGGCCGGUGCCACGCAGAAGCAUUGUGCACCCACGUAUGUAAGCCCUGGGACCCCGGGAUGUUCAUUAUAAGCUCCGUAUUCCUGGUGCCUGGUGACAUUCUACAUCUGCUAUCUGCGGAGUUCCCACGGCUGUAGCAUCCAAGCUCCACCGGUGGGACGUCAGCCUGACCCAUAUGGUCACCUACACAUCUAACUAUGGGGGUCAUUCUGAGUUGAUCGUUAGCUGAAAAUGUUCGCUGCGCAGCGAUGAAGCAAAAAAGGCACUUAUGCGUAUGCGGCACAAUGCGCACGCGCGACGUACUUUCACAACGGCCGAUGUAGUUUUACACAAGCUCUAGCGAAGCUUUUCAGUCGCACUGCUGGCCGCAGAGUGAUUGACAGGAAAGGGGGGUUUCUGGGUGUCAACUGACCGUUUUCAGGGAGUGUUCAAAAAAAUGCAGGCGUGCCAGGAAAAACGCAGGCGUAGCAGGGCGUGUUUGUGACGUCAAAUCCGGAACUGAACAGUCUGAAGUGAUCGCAAGCACUGAGUAGGUUCGGAGCUACUCUGAAACUGCACAAUUUGUUUUUGUAGCCGCUCUGCGAUCCUUUCGUUCGCACUUCUGCUAAGAUACACUCCCAGAGGGAGGCGGCAUAGCGUUUGCACGGCUGCUAAAAACUGCUAGCGAGCUAUCAACUCGGAAUGACCCCCUAUGUGCAAGUGUUUUCUCUCAAAAGAUCAUAUAUUUUGAUUAGUUCAUGGAUUUACAGUAUCUGACAUUGUACAGACAUUUUCGCUGGAUGACAAAUAGAGAUAUUAAAGAUAUUACUAGGCUGGAGUAUACAAUAUUACUGUAUUUAAUUCUAAGAAUCAGCAGGAUUGUGAUGGCAUCCGUCUUGUAAAGUAAUAAUCACCGUAUAAUAUUUAGUGACCUAACUUUCUAAAUAUAUAGAUGUUUAUAUAGACAAAGCCAUAUACAGUAACUAUUUAAGUUAUGAUCAUUGUACAUUAACUGCAAAAAAAAAGUAUACAGUAUACAGUACCUUUUAUGUAAGAUUUACCUUAUACAUAGGAACUCAAUGUACAGAAAUAAAGCUGUAUUUUUAUUUGUAAAAA
This is a messenger RNA of Pseudophryne corroboree (corroboree frog), 3987 nucleotides long. It is a transcript of the gene TRPC6, whose product is annotated as transient receptor potential cation channel subfamily C member 6. The coding region runs from base 187 to 2871 and encodes 894 amino acids. Gene Ontology annotation, cellular component: cation channel complex; plasma membrane. The record is from RefSeq and is a predicted model, not a curated record. NCBI's taxonomy places the organism in Eukaryota, Metazoa, Chordata, Amphibia, Anura, Myobatrachidae. The transcript is spliced from 12 exons. Gene Ontology annotation, molecular function: protein binding; inositol 1,4,5 trisphosphate binding; store-operated calcium channel activity. Gene Ontology annotation, biological process: regulation of cytosolic calcium ion concentration; calcium ion transmembrane transport; single fertilization.